Molecule: messenger RNA, 1339 nt
Organism: Aspergillus candidus
Lineage: Eukaryota; Fungi; Ascomycota; Eurotiomycetes; Eurotiales; Aspergillaceae
Exons: 1
Coding region: 686-913 (75 amino acids)
Source: RefSeq, a predicted model, not a curated record
GGCCAGACGGCGUGGCUAUAGUGGAACGAGCGUGCGACACGGAGGCCUGUUUGCGCAGGGGACUCCCGUACUCGAAACUAAAGCGACUCUGCGGGACACGAGGAAAAAAGUCGUUGUUCGUGGAGGCGGAGGGGGGAGAAGAAGGACGCCGAUGCGAUGGAGAAGAUGGAAGGCGCGGAGAUGCGAGAGCUGGAGUUGAGGAGAGGAAGAAGUCCCCAUUUGUUGUGGUUGUUAGUGCGGCUGCUCUGGCCGUGUCACGGGGAUCGACUCCCAUAGUUAGUUCCCGGCUCCGUCGUGGAUCAGCUCGAUGUCGAGUCAAUUCACCUCCCUGAUGGUCGCAACCCCUCAAGUCAAGGCGAGUCUAUGUCGAAUCUUUUGGAUCCCGCGCGGAUCCUGUCGCGUUCGCUUAUCUCUCACACGACGGUCUCAACAAACUCACAGCGCUAGGUCGAGUAAUGCAGCGGGUCUCUCUGCCGUCCCUCAAUAGCCUGUUUCAAGACGAGAAAUGAUCUGUGUGUUCCACCUCGAAGGUGCAAAAAUUAAAAAUAAAUAUAGACGUCGAAAAAAGAGAGGAGAAGGAAGGACUGUGGAGGCGACGAGUAUGAUAUUCUACGGAGAAAAUGUGGGAGGAGGGACGUGAGCGUGCUGCAGCAGCGUCGUCACUGCAAGUUGGUCAGGCACCCAGAUGUCUUCGUUCAUCGACUUUUCAAUCAAUCAAAUCCAGAUCCAGUCCAGACAGAUGCAGCUGGCGACGGGCAGAAGAAAAGGAAAACCUUAUCAUUGGUUGCGAAACCAAGAAAUGAUGGACAUGGGUAAAAAGAUGAAGGGUCCUCUGCCUUUCUUUUGUUUUGUUUUGUUUAUUUUUACCCUCUUUUGUUUUAUGCGUUUUUCCCCCCCAUUAUUAUUACUAUGAUUUCCUGUUCCUGUCUCUUACACGAUCCAUUAUUACUGACAGUGGGAUCAGUCAUAACACUAACCCUAGUGCUAAUUAUAAACAGACGUGAAACGAAAUGAAGGACUCUGUUUGUGUCUUGUUAAACCGGUGGCUGGCGACGAGGCGAAGGUGCCGAGCAAGUGGAUCCUAUCCAAGCAACAAACGGAUCAUCAGUGGAGCUGCAGUGGAAGACGCACCUCUUGAAGUCCUGUCCGGUUCAGCUCGUCCGGAAAAUACUCCGUAAUAAUAAAAAACAGAGAUUAGCGGGCAAUCAUUGUGAUCUCACAUCGGAUGAUCGAUAGAUGAGAUAUCGAUCCAAGGACUACCUUUGUGCGCUCAGCUGGAAGAUUGGAGGGUUUGCCGUGGAUAUAUCUUCCGUGCCCAGCUCUUCAGGAUGAAGCCGAU